AUGGACACACUCAACAGGGACUGCCUGUCGCAGAUAUUCCUCAAACUCAAUUUCAUCGAGCGAGUUCGAUUAGAGCAUGUAUGUCGUAUGUUCUACUAUGUGCUGCAGCAACAGUCUACCUUUUCUGAUAACGUUAAAGUGGAUAUAUCGGAAUUUCUGAUAAAUACCUCGACAGAUUACUACCAGCAGGAUAGCCUGAGCUUUCUUCCGACGGUCGUGGGAGUGAUCGAACGAUGCGGCCACUAUGUUCAACAGCUGAGUUUCGGGCAACGAUGGUUGCGCAUUUCACAGCCAAUAAUCGACUGCAUUGCCGAAAACUGCAAGCGACUCACUGUCGUGGAUCUCGGAGCAGUGAUUCUCAACGCCGACUUGAGCCCUCUGUUAGAGCAAAUCGCGCCCCAGUUGCAGGAAUUUUCGCUCGAAGAGACCAGUUGGAUUAAUAUUGAGUGUGCCGAGAAGGUGCAAAACUACUUUAAAUCGAUGAAGAAGCUGCAGAAGCUCAAUCUCCGUUCCGCCAUGUUUCAACUUACGCGACUCGCCGAAUUACCGGCAACCCUGCAGUAUCUAGAGAUCGGAGGCGCCCACUCGUUCCCCUCUGAAGUGCUUCUGGAAUUUUUGCAAAACCACGACCGGCUCGAAGAAUUCCACGCAUCACCGGUGCCAGUGCUUGAUGAGGAAAUAAUCGCCGCUAUUGGAUCAUUGGCCAAUCUGCGACAUCUUUCUCUUGGCCACUCUUACAAUACCGAUUUGCACUUCGAUGAGUUAGGGAACCUGAUGAGUCUGGAGUCCCUUCGAUUGAAUGAUGUGUACGGCUUGACAGAUACGUCUCUACAGCUCAUUUUGUCACGACUAUCGAAGUUAGAACGAAUCACGCUGGCAAAUUGCAAGAGCGUCUUCGACUAUACUGCCCUUGGCAACUGUUCGCGACUGCAAUCUCUCGAAAUUCGAAACACUAUGCAACUUGCUAACGAGGAUAUACUUGCCCUUUGUUCGUAUGGCAAUCUCAAACGACUCGUGCUUUCGAACUGCUUCAAUUUCUCAUCACGUGGAGUGAAUAUCGCACUGAUGCGCUGUCAGUUGAAAGAGUUGACGGUCAAUAAAUGUGCGAGGGUUACCGACGAGAUGAUGUACACACUGGCAUCAACACAACGAGAACUAGAGAGCAUUUCCAUCCAGGAAUGCUCGGCUAUCACCAGCAAGGGAGUCUCAGCGUUGGCAUGGCUACGGAACAUUCAUUUAUUACGCGAGGUGGACGUAUCUCGGAAUCGAAAUGUCGACGAUACCGUGGUACGCAACCUGCACACUGCCCUCGUCACUUCGGCAAAACGCCACCGCUCCCCUUCAACCGACAGCAAGACAGAAGCUGACAACGAGCCUCACAAGAAACUAGUGAUGUAUAUUUUCGACACGAGCAUCUCACGGGCAGUCGAGCAAGAAGUGAAAGACUGGAUAACGCUUUGCUAG
Molecule: messenger RNA, 1464 nt
Organism: Haemonchus placei
Lineage: Eukaryota; Metazoa; Nematoda; Chromadorea; Rhabditida; Trichostrongylidae
Source: the annotation of a GenBank genome assembly